AUGGCGAACGCUUCAUUCAAUUAUUCAUAUAUUUUCAAAUAUAUCAUCAUAGGAGAUAUGGGUGUUGGAAAAUCUUGCUUGCUCCAUCAAUUCACCGAAAAGAAAUGUUAGUUUUCCAAAAAAAAAACUAUUUUUCUUCAAAAAAUUGAUUUUUAUUGAUUAUUUUAUAGUCAUGCCCGAUUGCCCACACACAAUUGGAGUCGAAUUCGGAACUCGAAUCAUCGAAGUCAGCGGGCAAAAAAUCAAACUUCAAAUUUGGGACACUGCUGGACAAGAAAGGUGCGCACCUUUUUUCUGAUCGAUCACUUGCUCGCCCACUAUUGUAUGUAUAAUAAAUAAACAAAUUUCCAGGUUUCGUGCUGUAACCCGAUCAUAUUACCGUGGUGCUGCUGGAGCUUUGAUGGUUUAUGAUAUGACACGUCGAUCAACAUAUAAUCAUUUGAGCAGCUGGUUGGCUGAUGCUAGAAAUUUGACACACCCAAACACGGUAAACAUUUUUUGUCGGCAGAAUUUUCUGGGGGGAAAUUGAGAUUGGGAGAAAGAUUUCAAAACCUAAUCAUUCCAGGCAAUCUUCCUGAUUGGAAACAAAGCUGAUCUUGAGGAUCAAAGAGAUGUUCCAUACGAGGAGGCAAAGGCGUUCGCUGAGGAGAAUGGGCUCACAUUUUUGGAAUGCAGUGCUAAAACGUAAGAUUUUUCCACAUCUAGAUGUAUCCAUUCUGAAUAAUGAUUUAAAAUAGUACAACUGUUUUUCUAAUUUGUUGGAUACUGGGUCCAUACAGAUGUAUAAAUUUUGGCACGGUGCCAUAAACACAUACUGAACACUUGUUGUCCAGGUGUUGUUUCAAAUAGUGUAUUCCAAUUUUUUCAGUGGCAGCAACGUCGAAGACGCAUUCUUGGAAACUGCCAAACAAAUUUAUCAGAAUAUCCAAGACGGAAGGUAAGGAAUUUUUCAAAAUAUCAGGAAGAUUCAUAAAAAUAAAAAACUAUAUUUUCAGCCUUGACCUGAAUGCUGCUGAUACUGGUGUUCAACCAAAACAAAACUUGCCAAGAGCAACGGGAAAUACAUCAAACGAGAAGAAUGACUGUAAAUGCUGA
Molecule: messenger RNA, 1095 nt
Organism: Caenorhabditis angaria
Lineage: Eukaryota; Metazoa; Nematoda; Chromadorea; Rhabditida; Rhabditidae
Source: the annotation of a GenBank genome assembly